ACAUCGUGUGUGUGUGUCAGAGUGUGAUAUUAACAAAAGAAGCAAAAAAAUAGUAUUUUAUACUUUGACAAUUGUGUUUAAAGUAAAUAUAGACAAAGUAUAAACUUAUAUUAAAUAAUGGCUGCAAAUCUAGGUAAUAAAGGUGGCGGAUUGCUAUCAACACGACCCCAAAGCAUCAUACAAAAUCAAUUAUUUCGACGCCAAAGAAGUAUUAGAGCCUUACAAAAAUCCUCAACCACAGAGGAAGAAUGUGAUAAGACUUAUGUUGUGCUUAAAUUUGGCGAAAAAGCUAAAUUACAACAAUGUCGAGAUGUUGAAAAGAUUAUUCAACAAUUUGGCAUACAAACCACUUUGGAAGUGGUGAGUAAGACAGAAAAAUAUUUAUAUAUAACUGCCUCCACGGAUACUCUGCUUCGCUUGGCCGAUGAAGCGGAGCUAACAAAACAGACAACGACGGGCAGUAUGCAAAAGUUUAAUUAUCACUCGGUAAGCGAUUAUUUACUGCCCGGUAUGAGCGAAGAUGAUAUAGUGCGUUUUUGUGAGGCACCCGUGUUAAUAAAAGAUGUUAUUAAACCAGAGCUGAUGUCGCACAUAAGGACUGGUGUGGUGGAGGAUAUGUUUCCACUGCAUGAUAUAGAAUAUUUAGAUAAAUUUAGCUUCAAUUGGCGCCGACGUAGUAUGCCCAUUGAAGAUAUACGUAAUUAUUUUGGUUCUAGUAUUGGCUUAUAUUUUGGUUUUACACAAUUCUAUACAAAAGCCUUAAUAUUUCCCACUUUAUUUGGUAUAUUACAAUAUAUCUGGAAAUUUAAUAUUUCUUUGGUGUGUGGCUUUUAUGUGAUAUGGACAACAAUUUUUCUUGAAUUAUGGAAACGCAAAUGUGCUGGUUAUUCGUAUCGUUGGGGUACCAUUGAAAUGAGCAGUUUGGAUAAGCCACGCACCAACUAUAAAGGUGUACCUAAACCCGAUCCUAUAACCAGUAAAAUGACCAUGCAGUAUCCCAUGCGUUAUACUUAUUUACAAAUGUAUUUAGUGUCGUAUCCGGUGGUGGGCUUGUGUGUUAUAGCUUCGGCUUAUUUUGCCUUGUAUCAAUUUCAAAUCGAGGCUGAAGUUUUAGCCGACUUUGGCCCAGAUUCUUGGCUAUUGUAUGGUCCUGUUAUAGUGCAAUCCAUAUUGAUUGCCAUAUUUUCCUGGGCCUAUGAGAAAUUGGCUACAUUUUUAACGGACACCGAAAAUCAUCGUACUCGUUCGCAAUACGAUCGUCAUCGUGUUAAUAAGUUAAUGAUAUUUGAAAUUGUUAAUAAUUUCUUUUCUUUGUUUUACAUUGCUUUCAUAUUGCAAGAUUUGAAUCAAUUGAAUUAUCAAUUAAUGAUGCAGUUGUUGAUUUUCCAGUUGGUUUGCAUUGUCCAGGAAAUUGGCAUACCUUUGCUGGCUGUUGUUAGGCAAAAAUAUUUCAAGUACUUGCACAAAGAAGUUGAUGAGGAUAAGCGGUCGUUGGUUAGUGAUGUGGCCCGCUAUGAACAGUGUUUCUAUGAGGCUGGUUUAGAUCAAUAUCAAUCAACGUAUGAGGACUAUUUACAAAUGUGCAUACAAUUCGGUUAUGUUGUUUUGUUUGCGGCUGUGGCACCUUUUGCCGCUUUUGGGGCCUUAAUUAAUAAUUUGUUCGCCAUGCAUAUUGAUUUGUUUAAGCUUUGCAACAUAUUUAAGCGUCCCUUUGCUCGUCGUACCAAAAACAUUGGAGCCUGGCAAUCCGCCUUUGAAUUGUUGUCAGUUAUGGCCAUAUUAAGUAAUUGUGGUAUUUUGUAUCUACAGCCGAAUGUAAGAGGUUUCUUUAUAAAUCUAUUUCCAUCCAUGCCCAAUAUAUCUUUUGUUCUCUUCGAGCAUUUGCUAUUGGGUUUGAAAUUUGUCAUACACAAGGCCAUACAUGAGAGGCCUCGAUGGGUGCGUAUUGCUUUAUUAAAAGCAGACUAUGAAUCGAGUUUGGCUUAUAAAAAUAUAAAAAAAUUUAAAGCCAACAAUAAAAUUGACUGAAUACUCACAAAUGAACUGAAACUGGAAAAAUCUCUAAGAAUAUUUCUUUAAAAAUCUCCUUUAAUAAUUUACGGCAAUUUUAAAACUCCUAUUUACCAAAUAAUAUUACUAAUAAACUCUUUUUGGUUGCAGUGUUUUCUUUACAUAUGUUGAUCAUAUAUGUAUUUUGCUUAACAUUUACAUUUUAUUAAAUUCAAAUGGCCUUAAUAUUAUUAUUCUUACUAACAUACUUAAAAAAUUAUGUUUUUUAUUAUUACUCAACUUAAAUAAAUAUUUACAGAUUUGUUACUAUUACUUUUUUUAUAACUAAAAUGGUUAAA
Calliphora vicina (urban bluebottle blowfly) is the source of this 2348-nucleotide messenger RNA. RefSeq names its product Abnormal X segregation (gene Axs). The transcript has 9 exons. Bases 118 to 2028 code for a protein of 636 amino acids. Lineage: Eukaryota; Metazoa; Arthropoda; Insecta; Diptera; Calliphoridae. The record is from RefSeq and is a predicted model, not a curated record.